UGGGAGUUGUAGUUCCUAUCUUUCUUACCGCAGCUCCACGCUCUUCCUGGAUACUGAGGCGCGAGGGACCGCGUUCAGAGCACAGCACCAGCGACCCGAGGCCACGUCGCGAGGGCGGGCUAGGGGCCGCAGGGCCAGACCAGGGGGCAUGCUUGCAAGGCCCUGCCAGCAUUCGGGGACAUGGAGGAGUUGCGGCGCUCCUACAGCCGCCUGUGCAAGGAAAGUGGGGCCGAACCCCAGGAGGCUGUCCUGCAGCAGCUACACCAGCUUCCGCGGGGCCGACUGGACCUGGCAACUCAGAGCCUGACGGUGGACACCUGCAGGGCCCUUGGCAAGCUGCUGCAUGAUGAGAAGCUGUUGAAGGAGCUUGUCCUCAGCGACUGCAUGCUGAGUGAGGAAGGGUCCACACUGCUGUUCCAAGGGCUGUGUGCCAACACCACUGUGCAACAUCUGGAUCUAAAGGGCAACAACCUCCGAGCUACAGGAGCCGAGGCUCUGGGAAAGCUCCUUCGCCAGAGCAAAUCCAUUCAGAGUCUUACCCUAGAGUGGAACAACGUGGGCAUGUGGGAAGACGCCUUUGCCUCCUUCUGUGGGGGCCUAGCAGCCAAUAGCACCCUGCGGCAGCUGGACCUCAGAAACAACCAAAUAAGUCAUAAGGGAGCCGAGGAACUGGCCCUGGCCCUGAAGGGCAACACCACCCUCCAGCACCUGGACCUGCGCUGGAAUAACAUUGGCCUCCUGGGGGGCCGGGCCCUGGUGAACUGUCUCCCCAGCAACAGAACCCUGCAGAGGUUGGACCUGGCUGGGAACAACAUCCCUGGGGACAUCCUGAGAGCUGUGGAACAAGCCAUGGACCACAACCAGGACCGGCUCACUGCGUUUCGGGAGAACCAAGCCCGCACCAACAUCCUUAGCAAGGAGGUUCACCACCUCCAGGAAGAGAAGUCCAAGCAGUUUCUGGAUUUGAUGGAGACCAUUGAUAAGCAACGGGAAGAGAUGGCCAGAAACGGCAGGGCAUCAGCAGCACGAGUUGGGCAGCUCCAGGAAGCCCUCAACGAGAGACAGUCCAUCAUCAAUGCCCUCAAAGCCAAGCUGCAGAUGACAGAGGCUGCUCUGGCUCUGUCAGAGCAGAAGGCCCAGGACCUGGGGGAACUGCUGACCACAGCGGAACAGGAACGGCAGAGCCUGUCACAGAGGCAGGAGAAGGAGCGCAAGCUGGAGCAGCAGGAAGCUGCAGAUCGGGAAUCUAAGCUCCUCAGGGAUCUGUCCGCCUCCAAUGAGAAGAACCUGCUGCUUAGAAGCCAGGUGGAGGAGUUGGAGCGGAAGGUAAAGUCUCAGCAGGAGCAGCUGUUUCUGACCAGGCAGGAGCUGACUAACACGUCCGCCGAGUUGAAGAUCCGUGCUAUUCAGGCUGAGGAGCGCUUGGAUGUGGAGAAGAGGAGAGCCAAACAGAAUAUGGAAGACUUGGAAAAGCUGCACUCCAAGGAGGUGGAUCACAUGACCCGUCACCUAGAGGAGAGUGAGAGGGCCAUGCAGGAGAGGGUGCAGAGACUAGAGGCUCUGCGGCUGUCCUUGGAAGAGGAGCUGGGCCGCGUGAAGGCGGCACUGCACAGUGAGCGCGGCCAAGCUGAGGAGGAGCUCAUCAAAGCCAGGAACCAGGCCCGCCUGGAGGAGCAACACCGCCUUGCUCAUCUGGAGGAGAAGAUUCGGCUGUUGGCACAGGCAAGGGAUGAGGCUCAGGGUACUUGCCUGCAGCAGAAGCAGGUGGUGGCUGAGUCCCAGGCCCGGGCCAGCCAGCUGAACCUGCAAAUAGAGGGCCAGCAGAGGCGUCUGGAAGAACUGCAGCAGGAGCUGAGCAACAAGGACCAAGAAAAAGUGGCUGAGGUGACCAGGGUGAGGGUUGAGCUGCAGGAACAGAUGGGCCGUAUGCAGGCCGACCUGGUGGCCCAGGAGCUGCUGAGGGAGAAGGUGGCAGCCUUGGAGCGGCAGCUGAAAGUGAUCGGGAGUGAACACCGGGAGGCGCUGCUGGACAGAGAGAGUGAGAACGCGUCUCUCCGAGAAAAGCUAAGGCUCAAAGAGGCAGAGAUCUCACGCAUCCGGGAUGAAGAGGCCCAGAGGGCAAGCUUCCUGCAAAAUGCUGUCCUGGCUUACGUUCAGGGGUCUCCUCUGAGAGCCUUGAGUCCCCCUAAAUGAAGGGGGGAAGGGAGGCCGGGAGCUCCCUGCGAGUGCAGAAAUGCCAUAUAUAUCAUUCUCAAAGGAAGGCUUGGGGUUCAGAAGCGUCAGCUGCAGUGUCAGGGUGGGGUUCUGCCAACGUUGGUGCUCACCGGCACCCCUGCCCAUCCAAGGUAGCUCACCCGGAGGUCACCACGGUAUAGUCGAGACGAAGUGCGCAGAAAUGCGCUCAGAAGACCCAAUCCUAGAACAACUGCUGUAGGAGGGAACAGAUGCCCCAAUGGCAGGGUGGAAAUACAGGACUUUUUAUACUUGGUGAUA
This is a messenger RNA of Mesocricetus auratus (golden hamster), 2493 nucleotides long. It is a transcript of the gene Lrrc45, whose product is annotated as leucine rich repeat containing 45. The transcript is spliced from 18 exons. Gene Ontology annotation, cellular component: centrosome. NCBI's taxonomy places the organism in Eukaryota, Metazoa, Chordata, Mammalia, Rodentia, Cricetidae. The record is from RefSeq and is a predicted model, not a curated record. Gene Ontology annotation, molecular function: protein binding. The coding region runs from base 181 to 2193 and encodes 670 amino acids.